AUGACUACCACCUGCUCGACAGCCGGUCUCCUGUAUACUUUUUUUCCAUCCAUCAUAUCCGAGUUCUACAGACAGAUUCCCACCAGGGAGGGAUACAGAUUCAAUCAUGAGGAGCCCAAUGGAAACAAGCGCGAGGAAAUGGGGGUCAUAUUGUAUCCAGGAACGGACCAGCAGGAGCUCCUUGUGAUGGGUGCCUAUAGCUCCUACAAUAGCCACACUGACACCCAGACCACGACCAUGUACACGGCCGACAAAAAUGGCUAUAAAGUACACUACGAAAUCAAGAACCGAACAUUGGCGGGAGCCACUUUAAAAGCUGCUACUGGAUAA
Drosophila bipectinata is the source of this 330-nucleotide messenger RNA. RefSeq names its product endocuticle structural glycoprotein SgAbd-9-like. The record is from RefSeq and is a predicted model, not a curated record. Lineage: Eukaryota; Metazoa; Arthropoda; Insecta; Diptera; Drosophilidae.